ACGUCCGUUCGUUCGUUGGGUUCGUUCGUUCGGUCUCGCCCGCUUCCGCGCCGCUCGCGCACAAGUCGAUGUAAGGUCGGCGUGUCGUGCCGCGAAGGGAGUGUCGCCGGCCAUCUCGACGCCCUCUCGAACCGUUUGGACUCGCGACGAUUCCGACCGAUUCUCGCCGGCCCACCAUGCUUCGUUCUAUGUUCCUCUUGACGGCUGUGGUCGAGCGCCGGUUGCAUUCGCGAGAUUGCGACGCUGUUCCCUGAUCGGGUGUUCUCGAAGAGUUGCUUGAACGAGACAUCGUUUGGCUUUCGAUGGUAGGAUCGUCGAACGAUACCAAAGUGUAGUUGGUUUUUUGGCUACGAGAACUCGAACUAGCGGAGUCGUAUGUAAAGAGUGACUCGAGGAAAUUAGGAUCGCGAGUGAAAGGAUCCGGAGCCCGUUGAGAAGAUAACGCACGGCCAGGGUGUUGCGCGUUCGAGGAACGAUCGGACAGCUUCGAUCUUGGAAGAAUAGAGAGACGUAUCCCGAUUCGGCAUGACGAGACGCACCACGGGACGGUAGUUCCUGGUUGAUAGGGAUGUCCUCGUGACAUGUUACCCCGUGACCUUGGCUGUCGCGACUACAACGCUGUCCUCCGUGGAGAGGCACGCCUCCUGGCGCACGGAUCGAGCGAGGAUAACGGUCGAUCGGUGUCGUUUCAUCCACGUGGAGUCGAGUACCGCCUGCUGCCCGUGGUACAGGUGAAACCUGAUUACGCGGUCCCGUAUGUUCUCUGCUGGAGGGUACCCAGCACGACGAUCCACAGGAUCCAGGUCCCGCUACAGCAUCAUCAUCAGCAUCACCGACAUCAACAUCGUUAUCAGCGUCGCCAUCGACAGCGUCGUCGCCGACACUUUCAAGCAACGGCUACGCCUCGAAGACAUCCUGUCCCGUUCUUCGCGGCGUCCGGCUAUCCUUUUCCAUACGCUUGUAGUAGCUCGCAGCGAGGCGAUCUUCCUACAGUAUCUGGUAUGGAAACAAGGUACAAAGCGAAUCGUUGCGUGAGCGGGGGCGGUGGCCGCGCAAACAGUGCGACUGGCGGUACCGGAGGCGGUCUAGGUAACGGAGGCAGCGGCCGCGGGGGCGGCGGGGGCGGUAGCCCCGGUAGGGGCGGAGGAGGAGGCGGCGGAGGAGGCGGCGGAGGAGGCGUUGGAGGAGGCGGAGGUCGCGGCGGAGGACUAGACGGUGGCGCGGUACCUGCUACGCCACCGACCAUCAGCCGUUACCACCACCGCUACCAUCAUCACCAUCAUCAUCGUAAUCACGACCACGUCACCACGACCACCACGGCGGACGCCACUACCAUCACUGGCGUCGCCUGGCAUCUCAGGCACAAACUACCCCUUGGAAAACAGUGCCUCGAACAUCGUCUUCAGCACCGGCAUCACCAUCGGUCCCCCUAUAGGGCCGUAAACAUGGGCCAAAAGAUUUCAGGCGGUGUGAAAAGCGUGACACGUGAGGCUGCAGCUGGAUCUGUUGGUGGAGUUGGCGUCGGCGGUGGCGGCGUCGUAGCGUACAAACCCGUGGUACCAAGAGAGCUGGCGCAACAUUUCGCGAGGCCACCACGGCUCGAUGUCCUGCUCGACAUGCCACCCGCCUCGCGGGAGACGCAGAUUCAUCAUAGCUGGAACGCCAACGACCGUAGCCUCAACAUAUUCGUCAAGGACGAUGACAAAUUAACGUUUCACCGACACCCAGUGGCUCAAAGCACAGAUUGCAUAAGGGGGAGGGUAGGAUACACGAAAGGUAUGCAUGUCUGGGAACUGUUCUGGAGCACGAGGCAAAGAGGCACGCACGCCGUAGUGGGCGUCGCGACGGCAGAGGCACCUCUUCACAGCGUCGGAUACCAGAGCCUGGUUGGCAAUAAUGAACAAAGUUGGGGUUGGGAUCUCGGUAGAAACAAGCUUUUGCACGACUCGAAGAACAAUGCCGGUAUCACGUACCCGGCUCUACUUAAACCCGACGAAACGUUCAUUGUUCCUGACAAAUUCCUCGUGGUCUUGGACAUGGACGAAGGUACGUUAGCUUUUGUUGUGGAUGGUCAAUACCUUGGAGUCGCAUUCAAAGGCCUUAAAGGCAAAAAGCUGCAUCCUAUUGUAUCCGCUGUAUGGGGACACUGUGAAAUCACGAUGAAAUACAUCGGUGGACUUGAUCCCGAACCAUUGCCUUUGAUGGAUCUUUGUCGAAGAGUGAUUCGAAAACGAAUCGGCAAGGAUAAGAUAGAGGAGAAAGUGAAUGCGCUGAGCUUGCCGUUAGCGGUGAAGACUUAUCUUCUGUAUCGUGACAGGAGGUAACUACCGAGUGCUAGCUCCGAAACCACUACUACCACCACGAUUACGACUGUGAACACCACCGCCCUAUUGAAUCAUUGCCACCACGACGCACAGGGGAACGCCCGCUACCCCGUCGCAAGCCACCGAACGCACCAGCCCAUAAGCCGCUUGUACGACCCAUGGUGUUUGUAUCCAUGUAAAGAUAAGUCGAGACGAGCACGAUCAACGUUGUCGUCGUCGUCGUCGUCAUCGUCGUCGUCGUCGUCUUCGUCUACAUCUACGUCUACGUCUACGUCUACGUCUACGUCUACGUCUACGUCUACGUCUACGUCUACGUCAUCCUCAUCAUCAUCGUUGGCAUGAUAUUUGUCACCAUUAUCAUAUGUUCAUCAUUGUCGUUGUCAUAGUCGUUGUUAAUCUGAUCGUUAUCGUCGUUGUCGUUCCCGCAUACAAUCGGACGAAGCUACGAGAAAAAAAAAAAGAAGAAAAAUCGGACGCGCAGACGGGACACAUACGCGAACCGUAUCGGGUCUAGCGAAUUAUUUAGAUAAUAUUGUUGUCUUGUGUUAACGUCGAUAUGAUUAAAAUCAUGACGAAAUCUUUAUUAAUUGUUAAUAAUGAAAAAGUGACGUACGAUGCGGAUUUCCGAGCACAUCGCUCGACGCUGUUAUUUUGUCACUCUAUUUUCUUUUUCUUUUAUUAUUAUUUUUUUUUUUUUUUUGUAGUCCUUUAAGUUAUCGCAUUUCUAGAAUGUUCUGCGUCUGACGAAGAAGAUGCAAGGUGAGAAAUCGAGGACCUGAGUGUGAGGAUGAGAAUACAUACACGUUGCGGCUCGGUCAAGAGGAAAAAUCAAUGGAAAAAAAAUGAUCACAAGGAAAAUAGUUCUUCACACAGUUGGCCAGUAAAACGUUUAGUCGAGUCUAAAGGCUGAUACGGAUAACGUUUCGGUUAUUAGUCAACAAUGGGUAGCGGGCUUGUACUAGUCCGGGCACACUGCGCUAAUAGAAAACGAGAAGACAAUGGAAUAGAAACAUACAUUUGCUUCACAACUUGAGCGAAGAAAGAAAUCGACGAAACUUCGAGUAGAUGUCACUAUGCGGACAGUUGUUGCUCACGCGGCUAUCGAAAAAGAAAAUGUGUGUGUAGUGACGAAGAUGCCAGUCGAUCGAACAGCCACCUUCCAAUAGACUCAUUUUUCAAAUAUUUUCUAAGCAUGCUAGGUCUAAUAAAAUAUAGUGGUGUACAUGGUUCGUGGAUGGGCACGAGAAAAACGAAAGAGAAUUUUGAGAAAUAUAUAUAUAUAUAUAUAUAUCGCAUGUCGCAUAUAUAUAUAUGUAUAUAUGCGAUUCAAUGAGUAACACGCCUCUGAUUGUUCUGUGUAUUUCGUCUUAUUUUGUUGUUCGUUUAGUUAGAAAAAACCCUUAAAGGAAGCAUAUGUAUCACAGUUAGAAAUUAUCACUAAAUGACGUUUGGGCGGAACUUUACGAACAAAGGAGCCACGAAAAUUUAUAGCGUUAUACGAAUAUCGAUCAUUUGAAGAUGUUUUAACGAAACUGGAUGAAGAGAAAAGCGAUAGACAGCAGUAACUUACCGCGAUUAAGUUAAUUGAAGUAAAAAAAAAAGCAAGAAGAGAACGAAGAAGAUUAGGUGUACGUAGUUAAACGUUUUAGUUAGUUAAACGGUGAGCGAACGAACACGGUCAUAUUACGGCUGAGUAUAUUCCAAACACGAAUUAAAACUGACUGGGAGAGUGAAAAAGAGAGAAAAAGAACUGCUGUGGCAUUAGUGUGUGAAUGUUAUGUUUAUGAUACAAUGCAAAAUCAUGCCGACGAUCCUGAAAAUAUAAUCACGAUGACGAUGACGCCCAUGAAUGAAUUGCGAUGAUAGUAAAAAAUUCUAUCGGGCGUGUUGCUACCUAUACUAUUAGCAUGACAAAUUAUGACUGGUCCCUAGUAACUCUAAUCUUACGUUUAAUCUUACGUUUGUCGCUUAAGUUUAAUCAUAAUGUGCCGUUUAACGGCGAUGUCGAUUUGUACAUAGGAUAUAAUUAUAAUAAUGAUAACAAUAAUAAUAAUAAUAUCUAUCGGUACGACAAUGAAUGUAUUGUGGGUAGUGAUUGUAUCAAAGACCGUAAGGACGAACCGAAUGCGAGAAAAGAAAAGAAAAGAAAAGAAAAAAAAGAAAAGAAGAAAAGAUAAGAAAAUAUAAGCAUAAUCCUCUCGUAUGAGAACAAGAAAAUGCCGAGGCAAAACUAUCGAUGAAAACAGCGCUCCACUUUUCCCUUUUGUUCACGAAGGUACCAUUUUCUUCUGUUUACUUUAUUUCCUUAUAUUUCUUUUAAACUCUUUGGAUUUCUUUACAUUUUCCUUAGACUUUCCACAAACGAAAUAAGAUUUCUUGCUGAUACCACGCAUUGUUGUUCAUUCUCGUCGAAAGCGAGUUCCACGAAGGAACUCGCGUUACAAGAACGCGUCUUCCAGAUUGUCUGGCCGGACAUACAGUUACAUCUUUCAGAAGAAAAAAGAUUGCCAUCCUUUUUCUUCCAACGAGCGAAAACUUUUGUACCAUAGACCAUGGUCACAUUUGUUUAACGACCCACCGAGUUCAUCGAUAUAUCGCCAACCGAAGGUUUCAAUGACACGCACGAUCUCGCAAUCGGCAGCCACUGCGUCGUGAUCUUGCGGUCCUCAAUACGCACACCCAAAUCACUGUCUGUUAGAGCAAUGUUCAUCCUUACUAUCUUUGCUCGAUUUUCCGCUCGGUCGAGAUCACUUCUCGAGCUACGGAAAACGCAUCAAGAAAAAUGGAAAAAGCAAAUUUAAAAGGUUCGUGACGAAGGAGAGAAGGGAAAGAAAAGUGAAUGCUCGCCACGAACAUUCGAAAUUAUAGCUAGAGCAAGAUCGCACACCGUGUGUGUCGCGCAGCGGUAGAGGAAUUUACCAAGAUCAUAGUGACGUGACGUCUUUGUCGUGGACGAGAAAACCUCCGCCUCGUUUGUAAGAAUAAGGAGAUGAAAGAAAAUAAAUAACAGGACAGUUAUCUGGAGUGCGACGUGGCCGGAAAUACACACCGUUCGUCGAAGACUUCUGCCACGUUUGUAAGAAUAAAAGAGAUGAAAGAAAAUAUUGAUAAGAGGGCGAUUUUCUCGAGCGCGGCGUGGCCGGAAAAAACACACCGCUCGUCGAAAACCUCAGCCUCGUUUGUAAGAAUAAAAGAGACGAAAGAAAAUAGAUAAGAAGACGGUUCUCUCGAGCACGGCGUGGGCGUCGUGCGUGUUGUCUCGUAUGCGUGAAACAAAUGUCUCCGAAUGGAAGUAAACAGAGCACACAAAUAGCGAGUAUAACGAAUAAAAUUGUAUAAGGUUAACUACGUAUAGGAGAGAAGAGUCAAGAAGGGUGUUUUCGACAACGCAGAGAGAGAGGGGGAGAGAGAGCGAGAGAGAGAAAAAAGAGGAAAAGGAAGGAUUCACACACGCGCAGAAAAAAUAUUUUCUUUUUUCCCAGGAGUAAUACUCUCCUCUGACUUCGUGUUGUACCUAUUCUUUACCAACUAUUUUCUAUAUAAACCAACGGACGAUUUCAUUUUCUCUUUAUGCGCGUGUCACGCUCCAAGCUAGAGACAGGUCAAAAAAGAAGAUAAUAGAGUUUAGCAAGAAUGUUGUAUAUAUUAUUGAUUAAUGAUUAAUAUUAAUAUUAUUAUUGUAUCGGCUCGAUAGUUUAAUUGAUUAAUCAAUUAUAUCGUGGUAGUCGGCAUAAUUGUGGAUUCAGUUUUUGUACGGUAGGAAGAAUGAUCUACUUAAUGCGAUCGAUCGAUCGACAAGUAUUAUAGAUUGAAAAACGGGUAGGUAAGUUCUCUUCGGCUCGUCGCUUUAUGAUUACGAUUUUACUACUCGUUUUUAGUUUUUCUUUUUCUUUUCAUACUUCGCGUCCGAGCGACGAUGCUUUCGGGAUAAAUCACAGAGACUUUCUAUUAUUUAAAUCGCAUCGAAGAUUUAACGAAAGAUUAUGGAUUACACCGAAUAAAGCAAAGUAAAAAGUAAAGAAACGUGUUUUUAUACCGGUGCGUGUUCGUGUUCUAUCGCAACGCGUUUUCUUCUUGCUUUCUUUCUUUUUUUUUUUUUUUUACAUAUUUCUUUUAUCGAUAAGCGUAUUUUACAUUAAUUUCUUUUUUCUACGUUCUAAAUUUUAGUCUUCGUAUUUCGACAUUCUUUUCUUUAUGCAUGGUUAUGCAUAUUAGACGAUACCCUUUCUCAGGUUGAUCUAAUUUUCUCUUUUUACUUAAUUAAUAUAGUUGGUCUUAAAAUGAAAACGCAUUAGUCGAAAUUAUUUUAUCUAUGUGCGAUUCGACAUAAGGAUUGAUCGAUCGAUCCAAUGACCCAAUGGAAUAAUUUUCCUUUUAGUAUGCGUCAAACUUCACCCGUUCAAUUCACAAAUAGGACUUCCGUUGAUGUUUUAUCAACUCGGAUGAUCGAGUUCAAGAACGAACAAUAUAAUUACCAAUGAUCCGCGCGAAAAACUGAUAGCUCGAUCGAUCGAUCGUCCAAUGGAAUAUCUUCACGAUCGAUAAAGGAAACGCGGUAACGUUCUAUUCAUUUCCGCUGUCGUUGCGGAGGAUGUUUGAGAACUACGGGACAGAAGAAAAUACAAAAAAAUCACACGAAAAGCGUGGGUGUUUCGAAAUAUUUUUCGUCAACUGCCUGCUGCCUGCCUGUGCAAACUACGUUGCCUCAACAAAUAUGUCUAAUUUAUUGACGAUACGAUAAUUAGCGGGACAUUUAAGCUGCGUGCGUGUAAGUGAUAGCCGACAAAAUAAGAUGCUGUGUAUGUGUGUAUGUACGCGUGUGCGUGUACUUUCGGCCGAGAAUGAGUGUGAAAGAAGCGAGUAAACUGAAGGGUGUGUGAGUGAGUAUGAAUGAAAGAAAGCCGGAACAAGGAAUGAGCGCUCAUCUGGCACCGGGUGGUCUUCGACAGAAUAUUCGUUCCUUUCCCGUUCUAUCUGUACGUUGGCGAAAAAAAAAAAACAAUUUUAAUGGUCAAUCAAAAAAUGUAUCCAAGUCUCGUAAAUAUCGAAAUAAGCAUAACUAAAAUGAAGUUGGUUACAUGGAAAAGGUGAAAGAACGCGAUAUGUACAAAGACCACUCCCGGCCCAAUUUACAAGCCUGUUUCACAUAAUGUUCUUUUCUCAUGUGUUCUUUUUUUUUCCUUUGAAGCCUGAACUAUUGCAACGAGCGAUCUCACGUCUAUUUAAGCAUAAGUUUACGAGUUUAGCAUGGUAUUGCUGUAUAGUGGCGAGUGAACGCGAAGAAUUUAUAAAUAUGUAAUGCCUUAAUGUUAUAUAACGAUAAUAAUGGAAUACCGUUACUGUAUAAUUAGUGACGCGCGAGGACUGGGAGAAACGAUGAUCGUGACAAGUUAGAUAGAACGAAAGGGUGGGCGGUAAGAAAAUAAAUGACGAACGAACGAGCAAACAUAAAGAAAGAAUACGUGUAACAGACAAAAUAACAAAGAGGAGUGUAGUACGUGCGGCCGUUUGUCUCUAUUCUGUUCGUGAUUUGAUAUUUUUUUAUAAUUCCGACGACGAGGGCGAACGAUAUUAGAGAGAAAGAGAGAGGAAGUGAGUAUAAAUGGAGCGUGUAUAGAGAACGGACUGCUAUCUAAAAUAGUUCAGGCUAGAUGUCGAUGUUUGUAGCAGAUAAAGAACAAAAAAAAACACAACACAGCAUAUUGUAAUUAAAAUUAAAAGUCAUUAA
Bombus terrestris (buff-tailed bumblebee) is the source of this 8052-nucleotide messenger RNA. RefSeq names its product protein gustavus. The record is from RefSeq and is a predicted model, not a curated record. Gene Ontology annotation, cellular component: SCF ubiquitin ligase complex. Gene Ontology annotation, biological process: proteasome-mediated ubiquitin-dependent protein catabolic process. Bases 582 to 2324 code for a protein of 580 amino acids. Gene Ontology annotation, molecular function: protein binding. Lineage: Eukaryota; Metazoa; Arthropoda; Insecta; Hymenoptera; Apidae. The transcript is spliced from 6 exons.